Molecule: messenger RNA, 1603 nt
Organism: Hibiscus syriacus
Lineage: Eukaryota; Viridiplantae; Streptophyta; Magnoliopsida; Malvales; Malvaceae
Product: tyrosine-protein phosphatase non-receptor type 23-like
Exons: 6
Coding region: 282-1421 (379 amino acids)
Source: RefSeq, a predicted model, not a curated record
UUGGGUUCGUUGUAACAAUGUAAAUAUGUAGUCUUAGCGAGGAAGGAAUCGAAUCGAAGGAAACCGAGAAGAAAAAACCUUGAUAUCGACCCGGACCAUUAAUGUCUUGCAACUCUUCCAUCACUGCUUGCAACUAACAACUACAACAAACAAAAGAACACCCGUUAUCCACUUUUCUCCCUCUGCGUUGGAAUUUUGUUUACCCUGUCUUUCUUUAUCCCACUUUCUGGUAUUUUUGUGUGGGUUUGAACUUUGGGUUUUGUUUUGCGUAUUCGAGAAGGAUGAUGAUGCAUUGUCUUCAGCCCGGAAAGCUCCAAUCCAAGAAGAUUAUUUUUGAGGAUGUGUUUUCUGCGCGUGAUUCUGCAACACUUGAACAUCUGAAGGAGUUGAGCUCUAGGCGUAGAGUGAUCGAGGAGUCCAUUAAUCAGAGCAGCUUCAUUACUGAAGCUAUUGCAAGAGAAAUGUCUGGAGGAUUGACUUCUCAUUGUCUAAGGGACCUUCAGAAACUGGAGCAAUACCUGCCACUGUUGGAGAACUUGGUUUUUCAUGUUGAUUUGGUGUGCAGCAACCACCAUGUUGCUUGUUGGAUUUCAGAACUUAAGAUCCGUUGGAGUAGCGCUCUUAACUCAUCAUCUUUCUUUAACCUUAGGGGUCCAAAGUUUUUUCAAAUUGAUAAUUUGCGUUAUGAGCUUGGUAUGACCCUUUAUCUUUAUGCCGCAUUGCUUCGGGAGAGGGCUAUAGAAAUUCUUCCAACUGAUUUGGUGAAAUCCGCCACACUUUUCAGGGAAGCAGCUGGUGUUUUUGAGCAUCUUGCUAUUGAGAUUUUUCCUUCUUUACAAUCUGCACAGUCGGUAGAAAGGCCACCGGAAGCAACUCCAUCCAUUUGCACUGUUAUGCAUCUGAUUUGCUUGGCUGAAGCCCAGGCUGUAACCAUAAGGAAGGCUGAAGAAAAAGGAACAACUGUUGGUCUUUUGGCAAAGCUGCACUAUGGUAUUAUAGAGUUACUUGGUGAAGCCACUGCUAUUCUGUAUUCAAAUACUGGGGAGUGCAAAGAUAUUUCGUCGAGUUUUUUGGAAUUUAUAUCAUCUUGCAAAGCUCUACAUGAGUUAAGAAGUCUGAAAUACCUUGCAGAAAGUUUAAAGAUAACUGAACAACUCGGAGUUGCCAUUGGAGUUCUCCGCGAUGCACUAACCAACGCAAAGAAGAAAGUUCCAGGAGAAGAAUCCUGGAGAGCCAUCUUUGGGAAAGAAAUUGAUGCUGCUGCUGACAUGCUACGGAAAUUCGAGCACGAAAAUGAAUUUGUUUGGCACGAGAAGAUCCCCGCCGGAGACGAGUUGCCGCGGCUACAAGGUAACAAGAUUGUCAAUGCGAUACCGUAUAAUCCCAAAAGGUGGGAGAGAGAACUUAGUUUGAAGAUAUAAAUGUGCAUAACAUUUUGUGUAGUAAAAACUUUCUUGGUUUUGAGAGAGGAAAUGCUCACAAGCGUCUUUCCUAGCCUUGUUAAUGUGCAGGGGAUAUAUUGUUUGUGAAUUUACCACCAUGUUUUCAAAAUAGUCCACAUAAACAAUGGGAUUUACGGUCUGUUGAAUGCCAAGGGUUAAGA